UGACACUUUCGUUCUUUCGCUGCCACCCUUUCAGGAACCCUCUAUGGUUUUUAGUUUAAAUUAAAGGAGUCGUUAUUGUGGUGGGAACAUGAAAUAAAGUGUAAGAAAAGGCCAUAGGCUGGUUUGCUGGUGCUUGGGGUUGGGGAAGGGAGGGUAAUGGUGUGUUGGACCCUAGGAGCCCUCCUGGCCCAGCCCCUCCUCCUCAAGAUGAAAACCAACUCAGAUUUGUGCCCAGUGGAUUUGGGGGAUUUUUGACCGCACCUGUGGCGUGGAAGUUCCCGGGCCAGGGAUCGAACCCACGCCACAGCAAUGCCAGAUCCUUAACACACUCUGCCAUAAAGGAACAUCCUGGGUGGUGUUUUUAGUGGUAGAGCAGAGUUCCUAGGGCUGGGUGUGGGGAUGUGUCAAGGUCACAAGGAAAAGACAGAAAAAUCAAGUUUCACAGACUAGAAAACUGUUCUUUUGGGACCAUGCAUGGUGGUGUUUAUACUCCAGUGGAUGUAAUCAGCAACACUUCUGAGGUCAGGUCUUACAGGGAAAGCUGUUCCCAGAUAAACAGAACUGUAAGGGGUGGGGAGAGGGACAAGGUCCAGGAGUUCCUUUUGGUGUCUGUCUGCCCUCUGCUGGGGAAGCUGAGACAGUGCUCAUCUCAGAAGGAUGUGGUCACUGGUUUCCUGGCUGGCUUCUCCCAGCAUAAUAGGGGAGGAUAGCAAGUAGUGCCAGAGGCGGCAACUAAUCCAUGGGCCUUUGAGGGGUGUGCGGGACAAAGGUAGGCUGCUGGAUUGGGGCCUAAGUAUUGCCCCUGUCUAGGCUACUGCUCCCACAUACAGGAACCAGACCUGGUGGGUGAGGACAUGUCGUCCCUCCUGACUAGUUAAUAGCUUCCUUCCUCAGACAGGAAUAUAGCUCUACCUACAGCAGCUCCUGCCCAGACUCUGCCUGUCAAAACCACCUGCAGCUCAGGCUAAGGAGCAUGGUCCCAGGAAGGUGGAGUUUCAGGGUGCCCCUCAGGGAUCACCCCUCUCCCCCGAAUUCCAUGGUGAAGGCUCACGUGCUCGUAGGUAUGCUGUUUGUGGUGGGCUUUGCAGAGGGAAAGGCUCCUGUUCCUGAAGUCCGGACCUGCCAUCUCUGCCUCUUAGAAGACCCUUUGGUAGGAUGCAUCUCAGGCUCGGAGAAGUGCACUGUCAGCAGCUCGUCCCCCUGCAUGGUGAUCACCAUCUAUUAUGAUGUCAGGGUUCGCUUCUUCAUCCGAGGCUGUGGACAGUACAAUUCUUUCCGCUGCCAAGAAAAACGCAGCACCUACGUCCCAGAGUACUGGUACCAGGCUGAAUGCUGCCAGUACGAUUACUGCAACGCCUGGGCCAGCCCGCAGCUCCAGAGCGCCCUCCCUGGGUUCUCUGAUGAGUCCCUGGCCCUGCCCCUCUCUGCGUCCCAGAUCCAGUGGUUCUACCAAGCCCUGAACCUCUCACUGCCCCUCCCCAGCUUCCAUGCUGGGAAGGCACCCGAAGGCCCAGCCCCCCAGGCUGCCCUGCCCCUGAACCUGAGCUUGCCCAUUGCUGAGCUGCGUCGCAUAUACUUGUUCCUCAAUCGUUCAGGACUUCUGGUUCUUCCCCAGGUUGGGCCCUAACAUCUCAUCCUUCCCGGAUCCCACUCUGGUCCAGCGACUCCCCUAAGACCCCAGCAUUCUGCACUGCCCUCUCAGAACUCCCCCGCUCUGCUCUGAGUCCUCAGGCCUCCUUUUUGUACCUCC
Messenger RNA from Sus scrofa (pig), 1750 nucleotides. The record is from RefSeq and is a predicted model, not a curated record. Lineage: Eukaryota; Metazoa; Chordata; Mammalia; Artiodactyla; Suidae.